Zonotrichia albicollis (white-throated sparrow) is the source of this 1756-nucleotide messenger RNA. NCBI's taxonomy places the organism in Eukaryota, Metazoa, Chordata, Aves, Passeriformes, Passerellidae. The record is from RefSeq and is a predicted model, not a curated record.
AUGGAAUACCUGCCCUCCCCAUCUGCCCUCACAGCCCUCACGGCCCCUGAGGGCACAGGCGGCCAUCAAACCUCCCCUCAGGCGGCCAUCGGGCCUCUCGUCUCCCUCAGGAGCCGAAGGUCUCCACAGGAUGUCACCGGUGUUACGGUGCAGCUUUUUGAGGAAGGAUGUGAACGUUCAGAGUCCUUUACUGUGAAAAAAUGCGCAGCAGCAGGCAUCCUGUGCUACGUUGGAGCCUAUGUGUUCAUCACAUAUGAUGACUAUGAUCACUUCUUUGAAGAUGUGUACACACUCAUUCCAGCUGUUAUCAUCAUUGCUGUGGGAACGCUGCUGUUCAUCAUCGGCCUGAUCGGCUGCUGCGCCACCAUCCGAGAGAGCCGCUGCGGCCUGGCCACGUUUGUGAUCAUCUUGCUCCUGGUUUUUAUCACCGAAGUUGUGGUCGUGGUUCUUGGAUACAUUUACAGAGCAAAGGUGGAGGAUGAAGUCGAUCACAGCAUUCGGAAAGUGUACAACCGAUACAACGGCACCAACCCCGACGCCGCCAGCCGUGCCAUUGACUAUGUACAGAGGCAGCUGCGCUGCUGUGGGAUCCAUAACUAUUCAGACUGGGAGAAUACUAUCUGGUUCAAACAAACUAAAAACAACAGUGUGCCCCUCAGCUGUUGCAAAGCAGCCCUCAGCAAUUGCACUGGCAGUUUGACCCGCCCCAUGGACCUUUAUUCAGAGGGGUGUGAAGCUCUGGUUGUCAAGAAGCUGCAGGAGAUCAUGAUGUAUGUCAUCUGGGCAGCACUAGCAUUUGCUGCUAUUCAGCUUCUGGGCAUGUUGUGUGCCUGUAUAGUUCUAUGUAGGAGGAGUCGGGAUCCUGCCUACGAGCUGCUCAUUGCUGGUGGAACCUAUGCCUAGAAGAGAAUUCCAACAUGCAGUUCAAUCUUCCCCCUGUUCCCUGGAGGGUGAAUGGGCCGGGUUUUCUUCCAUAGCUUUCUUGCCCCAGCUUAUUCCAAGCACACCUUUCAAACAUGAGGGCAGCCGCACUGUGCACUGGUGAUGGGCAACAACAGCUUUACACAACCCAUAGAAUUACCUGUGACUUUCACUGUUUUAGCCAGCUAUUCAUGUAUCUAAAUGUUUUAGUAUGCUAGUAAACUUUCUAAUUUCAGAACCAUUUGCAAGUUAAGUGUAAUUUGGUUGAUAUGAAAGUCAAAGGAUGUGUGCCUACUUUGGUAGAUUACCUCUAAGCAUUAACUGGCUGAUACUUGCAUAUAUAGAGGAAGUCUUAAACCUUCACUACAUGGAACUUUUCUGGCCAAAGUUGUACAAAGGAAGCCAGCUGUAUUUAAUUUGAGAAGAAAAAAAAUGUUUUAAUCUUGCCCCUCACCAGUGUCACUUUUAAAAAAAGAGAAAAACACUUAAGUCCAGUAUACUUUAUAUAUAAAGAAAUUGUAGGGAAAAAAACUAACCAAUUUUAGGAUUAUGUGACUGCAAUUUUGACCUUCAGAGAUCCAGUCUUUCAAACAUUAGUGGUUUAAAAUACAAGCUGGCUUUUCAGGAGUAUAAUGUAUGCACUACUGUUCUAUAAUGAAAUAUUUCAUUUUUCUAUGAAGAGCGUUUUAUGUGUUGAGUGAACUGUUAGACUGUAGACCUUCAAUUGGUUUGGAAACAAUGUAGCCAUGUAGAGUAGCCAAGUAGUAUGUGAAAGUGUUCUCAACUGUAAAUAAUAAACCUGAUUAAAUAAAUCUCUGUAUAUCCUCCCUAUAAA